Miscanthus lutarioriparius is the source of this 2616-nucleotide messenger RNA. The record is from the annotation of a GenBank genome assembly. Lineage: Eukaryota; Viridiplantae; Streptophyta; Magnoliopsida; Poales; Poaceae.
AUGGCACGCGUCCUUCCCCUGCUGUGCGCCUGCGUCUGUCUCGCCUCGGCGUUGUGCCUCCCGCGCCACGCCGCGGCGCAGCAGGACGCCGAGGCGCGGCUGCUGCUCCAGAUCAAGAGCGCAUGGGGCGACCCGGCGCCGCUCGCAUCGUGGAGCAACGCGACGGCCGCGGCGGCGCUGUGCAAGUGGGCCUACGUGACCUGCGACGGGGCCGAGCGGGUCAUCUCACUCAACCUCACCAACGUCUCGCUGGCCGGCACCGGCACCGGCACCACCAUCCCCGACGCCAUUGGCGGGCUCACCGCCCUCACGGUGCUCGACCUCUCCAACACUAGCGUCGGCGGCGGCUUCCCUGCGUUCCUCUACAACUGCUCUGGCCUCGCGCGCGUCGACCUCUCCUACAACCAGCUCGUCGGGGAGCUCCCGGCCGACAUCAACCGGCUUGGGGGCGGCAACCUGACUUACCUCGCCUUGAACCACAACAACUUCACCGGCGCGAUACCGGCGGCGGUAUCCAAGCUCACGAACCUGACGUACCUUGCUCUCGGAGGGAACCAGUUCACCGGCACCAUCCCGCCGGAGCUCGGUGAGCUGGUUAGCCUUCAGACGCUCAAGAUCGAGACGACUCCCUUCAGUGCCGGCGUGCUGCCGGAGUCUUUCAAGAACUUGACGAAGCUAACGACCGUCUGGCUGGCCGAUUGCAACCUCACCGGCGAGAUCCCGAGCUAUGUCACAGAAAUGCCGGAGAUGGAGUGGCUCGACCUGUCGAUGAAUGGAUUCACCGGAAACAUACCACCCGGGAUAUGGAACCUCCAGAAGUUGACGAAUUUGUAUCUGUACAUCAACAAUCUCUCUGGCGACCUCGGCAUCAAUGGCCCAAUCGGAGCAACAGGUUUGGUAGAGGUCGACCUGUCCGAGAACCAGCUGAGUGGAACCAUCUCAGAGAGCUUUGGAGGCUUGAUGAACCUAAGGCUCCUGAAUUUGCACCAGAACAAGCUCACCGGCGAGAUACCGGCAAGCAUUGCCCAGCUACCAUCCUUGGUAUUCUUAUGGCUGUGGAACAACAGCCUCAGCGGAGAGCUCCCGGCGGGGCUCGGAAAACAGACGCCGGUGUUGAGAGACAUACAGAUCGACGACAACAACUUUUCCGGCCCAAUACCGGCGGGAAUCUGCGACCACAACCAGCUGUGGGUGCUCACCGCCUCCGGCAACCGCUUGAACGGCUCAAUUCCAUUCAGUCUUGCCAACUGCACGAGUCUCAUAUGGCUGAUGGUCGGAGAUAACCAGUUGUUCGGCGAGGUGCCGGCCGCUCUAUGGACGGUACCGAAGCUUUUGACCGUGUCAAUGGAGAACAACGGACGGCUGGGCGGAAGCCUGCCGGAGAAGCUGUAUUGGAACCUGUCGAGGCUUCACAUCGACACCAACCAGUUCACCGGACCGAUUCCGUCAUCGGCCACUAAACUCCAGAAGUUCCACGCCAGCAAUAACUUGUUAUCCGGCGAUAUACCGGCGGGGUUCGCCGCUGGGAUGCCCCUUCUGCAAGAGCUGGACCUGUCGGCGAACCAGCUGUCUGGGGCAAUCCCAGAGAGCAUUGCGUCGCUCAGUGGCGUGUCGCAGAUGAACUUAAGCCAUAACCAGCUCACCGGUGGGAUACCGGCGGGGUUAGGCUCGAUGCCGGAGCUCACCCUGCUGGACCUUUCGUCAAACCAGCUUUCCGGCGCCAUACCGCCGGCGCUGGAAUCGCUGAGGUUGAACCAGCUUAACCUGUCGUCCAACCAGCUCACCGGCGAGGUCCCGGACGUGCUCGCCCGCACCUACGACCAAAGCUUCAUGGGUAAUCCAGGCCUCUGCACCGCCGCGCCGUUGUCGGGCCUGCGCUCGUGCGCGGCCCAGGCAGGCGACCAUGUCUCGCCGCGUCUCCGCGCGGGCCUCCUCGGCGCGGGCGCCGCGCUCGUCGUACUCAUCGCGGCGCUCGCCGUCUUCGUCGUCCGCGACAUCAAGAGGCGGAAGCGGCGGCUCGCGCGGGCCGAGGAGCCCUGGAAGCUCACCGCUUUCCAGCCCCUGGACUUCGGCGAGGCCUCCGUGCUGCGCGGGCUCGCCGACGAGAACCUCAUCGGCAAGGGCGGCUCGGGGCGCGUGUACCGCGUCACGUACACCAAGUGCGCGUACACGAGGAAGGUGAACGAGAAGGUCGACGUGUACAGCUUCGGGGUCGUUCUCUUGGAGCUGACCACCGGCAGGGAGGCCAACGACGGCGGCGAGCACGGCUCCCUGGGCGACUGGGCGUGGCGGCACCUGCAGUCCGGUAAAAGCAUCGCCGAUGCCGCAGACAAGUGCAUCGCGGACGCCGGCUACGGUGACGAAGUUGAGGCCGUCUUCAAGCUCGGCAUUAUAUGCACCGGUCGCCAGCCGUCCUCGCGGCCGACGAUGAAGGGUGUGCUUCAGAUACUGCAGCGGUGUGAGCAGGCGCACCAGAGGACCUUCGACGAGAAGGUCGCCGACUACGACGCCGCUCCGCUCCUGCAGGUGCGUGGAGGCAGCAGCCGGAAACAACUCUCCGAUGCCAAAGCGAUUGACGACGAUGGGAAGGGCGGUUUCGACGACUGCAACGUCUGA